AUGACACUUAUUCCUCUCACACCUCAGCAGGUGCAUGAAGACCAACUGCGUUUGCAACAGGAGCAUGAACGAGAGGUGGCUAAAAGGUCACCCAAUUCUCAGGCAAUCAUUAGCAAACAGGAGCAUGAACGAGAGGUGGCUAAAAGGUCACCCAAUUCUCAGGCAAUCAUUAGAGCACUGACCGAGAGGACAUCCAACCCUGGUACAUCUAGUCGAUUGGACAAACGCCCUAGCUUGCUUGCAAAGAACAGGGAAGUUCGUAAAUUAUUUUUGUUCAAGCAAGUUGUUUAUGUCUUAUAUUGCAAAGAGGUGAUUUUACUUUCUCAUGAAGCACUCAAUGACUUACCUCCUGAAAUCUCCUCUUUAUUACAUGAAUUUGAGGACGUUUUCCCAGAUGAGAUCCCCAGUGGUCUGCCACCACUUAGAGGGAUCGAGCACCAAAUCGAUUUCAUUCCUGAAGCAUCCUUGCCUAACAGACCGGCCUACAAGAUUGGCCCUGAGGAGACUAAGGAGAUCCAAUGA
Molecule: messenger RNA, 522 nt
Organism: Coffea arabica (coffee)
Lineage: Eukaryota; Viridiplantae; Streptophyta; Magnoliopsida; Gentianales; Rubiaceae
Source: RefSeq, a predicted model, not a curated record